Molecule: messenger RNA, 6409 nt
Organism: Lineus longissimus
Lineage: Eukaryota; Metazoa; Nemertea; Pilidiophora; Heteronemertea; Lineidae
Product: protein phosphatase 1E-like
Exons: 7
Coding region: 12-1982 (656 amino acids)
Biological process (GO): peptidyl-threonine dephosphorylation
Molecular function (GO): protein serine/threonine phosphatase activity; cation binding
Source: RefSeq, a predicted model, not a curated record
AGUUUUGUACGAUGGAGGAGAUCUCCAGUAAUAAUAUCCCCCUUUUCAAGCAGUUCCUGGCAAAAUUUCAUGAUGAUACUUAUGGAUCUUUGACAGAAGAUGAUACAUUUCCUUUUCGGCUGGUUACGUACUACAUCAGCCCGUCAGAUGCUGAGGGAGAAUGCAUUGAUUGGAUACUUCAGUAUCUUGCUCAUCAAAACAAGUGUCCCCCAGUAUUGGCCCUGAACAUAGCCAGAGCAGUUGUCAAUGAAUUCAAAACCAUAGACCUCAUUGAGCUUUACCGGGCGAAUCAGAGCUUGGAAGAAGAGAAAGAAGACUAUGUUCCUCAAAUAGAAGCUAACAAAUUUGCCCUAGCUGUCUUUCACAAGGUUCACAAAGUCUGUUCACUUUGGCACAAUGAUCUCCCUAAGAUAUGCCUGCCAGAUGUUUGCUAUGAAGUCUCCUCCCAUGGCAUCAAAAAUUCCCGCCGAAAAAUGGAGGACCGUCAUAUGGUUAUACCCGACUUAAAUUCACUGUUUGAUUUGAAGGACUAUCCCAAUCAGUCAUACUAUGCUGUCUUUGAUGGUCACGGUGGACUUGAUGCUGCGUGGUACUCUGCUGCUCAUGUCCAUACGAACCUUGUUCGGCAGCCCAUGUUCAGGGAUGAUCCUCUCACUGCGCUCAGGAACGCUUUCCUCAAAACUGACGAGGAUUUCGAUAUAAAAGCUAAAAAUGAGGGUUUAAGAAGUGGCAGCACGGCUGUUGCAAUAUUACUGCGGGACAAGAAGCUCUAUCUGUCAUGGCUCGGGGACAGUCAGGCGAUCUUGGUGAAGGAUGGUGUACCCGUGUCAAUCAUGUCACCACACAAACCAGAAAGAGAGGAUGAGAAACAUAGAGUUGAGGCACUUGGUGGAUGUGUCAUAUGGUUUGGUGCUUGGAGAGUAAAUGGUGCAUUAUCUGUGUCCAGAGCCAUAGGGGAUACUGACCAUAAACCAUAUAUCAGCUCCGAACCAGAUACCUUUUCAUGCGAGCUGGAUGGGACGGAAGAUUACAUUGUGAUUGCCUGUGAUGGGCUAUGGGAUAGCAUCUUGCCAAAAAACCUCACAGGUCUUGUCUAUAAUCACAUUCAAGAAAAUGGUGGAGAUCGCAGUAGAAUUGCCAACAAGUUGAUAAGCGAAGCACGCGAAGAAGGCUCGAAUGAUAAUAUCUCAGUGGUUGUUGUAUUCCUACGUGAAAAUAUCGGUGUGCCGGCAUCUAUGGAAAGUCAGGAUGAACAAUUGAUGAGCGGUGAUUCUGAAAAUGGUGGCACAAAUGAAACCGAGCAAGCUGAUGGUUCAGUGGACAUGGGUAGUGCUGACUUGUCACCUGGUGCAAGUCCUGGUGGCAUGCCAGAUGAUCCAGGGCCUCCUAGCGGGGACCCUGGUGCCCAGGAUACAGAAGACAGAGAGGGGGUCAAUUUAGGUAAAGCUGAAUCUAAGUCUUCCCCUGUUAACAACCAGAAGGCCAGUCCAGUGCCAAGUCCAAGGCAGCAAAAAAACAAACCAAAAACGAGCUUGACAAUUGAUGUCGGUUCAAAAAACAAGGAAAUUGGACCAAGAGGUCGUAAAAGUAGUGGAACAAAUGAUGUAAGGUCAUCGAUUGGGAUUAUUGGACAAAAGUCGCCGCUGUCGCCAAGAGAUAAAAGUAAUCAGUUUCCGUCUGUUAAGGAGAAGGGGUCUUCUCCUGGUGUGAAAAGUCCUACAGCCCUCAAAGACAGAACUUCUGAUAUGAAUAGUGGCAAAUUUUACCCGUCACCUGUGGCAGCAUCAAUGAAACAGAAGAAAUCCUCAUGCGAGACCAUAUUAGAUGGUGCUAAUGUUACUUCCUCAGGGUCAAAUACAGCUGCGGCAAAACAGAUUUCAACAAAAAUGUUUGCGACGAUGCCAGCAUCUGUUGGGUCGCAGAGGUCACCAGUAAUUCCUGGCAGUAACAGGAAGGUGUCACAAUCCACUUCUUUGAAGUAAGAUUCAUUGCGGUUAAGUUUAUUUCUUUCAAUGUAGGCAUUGUUCUUUCUAUUCCUCUGUUUUAUUUUCAAUGCUUGUUUAAAGGAAGAUUAUCUCACGAUAAUACUGAACUGGCUCUAAUGAACAGAAGUUUUCAAAGUUUGUAUCAUAUCCUUGAAGACCUUUCUGAGAUGUAUCAAAAAAUAUGUGCUCAAAGGUUGUACAAACUGUCUGUGCAGAGUUGCAGGUGUGUGUCCCCUUUGGCACACAAACUCUCUUAUUAUUAUAAAUGCCGGUGUGGUGUUAUUUCGAGACACUCCUUUAAUCUAUUGAAAGACAACUUGGAAUCCUAUGAUGGAAAGUUCCAUUUGAAGGGACUACUUUCAGAAUGCGAACAAACUUCUAGUGAUACCUGGCCAUGGACCAUGGACUUAACAAGGGUAAAUGGAAAGAUGUGCAUCGAUUGGGUCAAGGCUCUUGACAUACAAUUUGAUGGUUUAUAAACUUAACCUUGAUCUUUAAAGGCAAGAUACAUGUAUCUUGGCUAUACUGUGCUAGAAUGUCUUCUUUAUGGACUAUUGGGAAGAUUAUGUUCGUAUUUGUAGAACUUGUGUACUGACAACAUUGCAAGAACAAACACCCACACGACUGAUUUCAUUUCUCAGGUUUUUGGCCAAAAUAUAUUACAUGUACCUAUAGCUGUGAUACAGCAGUGUCCUCCUAAUGUUAAUACUUUACCCAAUAACAGAACUCACUGUUCUUUUUAAAAAGCUGAUUAUUAUUGUCUUUAUUGAUAUACAGAAUUUUACAGGAAAAUGCUGACUUCAAAAGGUUUGCAGUGAGCAGGGAGAAAUUAUGGUAGUAAAGUUUUCUCUGCUUACAAAUUAAAAAUUCGGAGUGUAGAACAUUUCCGUUGUAUGUUUUUGUACAUUUAUUCCGCAUGUUUGCACUUGCCAUAUUUAUGUUCAUAAUACUGGUAGACACAUAUAAAGGAGGAGUCAUGUGUCAUCACCUAGUUCCAGGCCGGCACUUAAGAUUGGAUAGUUCCUAUGUAGAGUGAUGUUGUGGGAUGUAUCAAAAGUGUACUGCAAACUGUUUGUGUACAUUUUUGGAUGCCACCUUCCCAAUGGCACAGUGCCGGUCCAGCAUUAAUCUCGAGACACACAUCAUUGAGUUAUAUAGUAAAUUUCUACAUAUAUUUUCAAUAAGCACUGCUAAUUAUUUGUUUAAUGAUGUUACAUGCAAAAAAUAUUUACUGAAUUUUCACUGCAUGUGUUUUAAUUUUGGUCUAACCAGAAUAUUUCUCUCUUUUGGAGAUCCUCGUAAGAAAACAUGAUUGGUAUGAAGACUGGUUUAAAAUUGACAAGUUUGUUUGCAUAAUGAGGUAAUGUUAUUUUCAUUACUUAGAAGUUUUCCAUGCCAACAGACCAAUGAGAUUGCAUAUCACUAGUGCCAUAUUAUGGUUUAGUUAUACGAUGGCUGAUAAGGCAUCUAGUUUGGUUUUGAACAAUUCCAACACUGUUAACUCCUCUUAAAUUAAUUCACAGCACUCCUUCAAAUUUAGAAGUUACAUGUAAAGCCUGUGUGGUUUUGUAGAUGAGUAAAGUGUUCUAUUUAUAGUGCAAUAGUAUUGUCUCUCGGCUUGUUUACCGGUAGUUACAUAGCAUCUUGAAUAUUGUUUUCAAUUUUGUUGUUACUCGUGAUAACCAUAGUAGGUUUGUAAUCUAAUGUAUUCAAUACCAUUAGUUUUCUAUAAUGAUUGUACUGUGCACUGGUAUAUUUGUGUAAAUGACUUUGACAAUGUUUCAGUUAAUUCUUUGUGAAGUAAUAUUUUGUCUUGAUGCUAAUUUUGUUGCCUGUUGUGUUUCCCAUAACGCUGCAUAUACAGUUAUGAUGUAUUUUUCCUCACAAGAUGCUUUGAUGUCUCAAUUUUUCAAAACGAAAAAAAAUUGAAAGACUUCACAUGUUUUUGUUAAAAGUCUCAUGAAAUCAGUAGCACAAUGAUGUCCUCAGUCGAAUCUGCUUGUAAAAACGUUUGGCUGACCGAAAUUUUUAUCCAAGUUUUUUUUACCGAUAAUCAAUCAAAAAAUAAGUUUUUAUUGAUGCCAAAUAAUCGUUUAUACAACCAAGUUCGGCUGUACAACUUAUUCAGGUCAUAUUAUAUAAUGUUCAGUGAUCUCUAGAAAUCUGUAUAUUCGCUAUUUUUAUACAUGUAUGCCUCUGUAUUACUUGGGGAAGUCGCCAGCACUCUAAUCAUGAUGCAAGACCCAUUUGUAACUAUUCAUGCCAAAUGACAUUUCAUCAAGAGUUAGAGAACUGGGACAAGAAUCCAGGAAGUAACACACUGGGUUCCCCUCUCCCUUAUUAAAGAAAAUGUAAUGAAGUUGGCACUUACUCAGUCUCCCGGUCCCCCCUGAAACCUGUGAUUUUAUGAUGAUGGUAUUCAGUUCUUAUAGUUCACAGCAAGGUAUUGUGGUCCUGUUGGUGCCAGUUUGGCUUUCAAGUUAUAUGAAGUGCAUGAAUCCUAAAAAUUGAUGAGCUGGAUAAAUUGGUUGUCUGACCAAAUACUGUGAUGGCCAUUGUGUACCAGCUAUUUUCUUCUGUGCAUGAAAAUCAAUCUUUUGUAUUUCCCUUUGGCGCAAAAGGUGAGAAGUUCGUUGUGCAACGUACAAUGUAGAACAAAACAAUUCAGUAGGAUUUCAAAAUGACCACUACACAUACGGUGUAGCGCAAAAUCUCGGGAAGUUAACCAAACACGACAUUUCAUAAUUGGUUUUAACACAUUCCAAAAACGUACCAUUUUAAAUGAUUUUUGUACCCAUAAAUGCCCAUACCCCUAAUCAUUUUGAUAAUUUGUCAGUAAAUUUUACUUGUCAGAAAUAUUACGAGAGAUAUGUUAGUUCAGAGUCUAGUUAGUAUUGAAAUUUGAUUAGAACUUUUGAAUAACUUGCGGUUGCAGUGUCUCACAAUUUGUCACCAAAUCACCUAUGCAAUUAACCAUGAUCAUUGUAUUUAUUGAUCUCACAACAGCCUUUCCACUGUUUUUACUUUUUGACCUGUACACCUCAUGAACUGACACCGGCUUUGCUCCGGCAAUCAUAACAUCGGGUCAAGCCUAUACUUGGUAUCUUGAGUAUUAAAAUAGCUCAGUUUAUUUUGUAACCUUGCUUCUAACUUGAGGUAGAUGUUAAGCUGUAAAUUUGCAUAUCUGCAGGACAAUAACAGAACAACAUUUCCACUGUGGCAUUGUUGAGUUUACUUGGCAUUUUAGAUAAAUUCGCAUUCAAAAUUUCCAAAUUCACUGUAUUGCUGAACUCGAAUCAUUAAACAUGGAUGAUCGGAUGGUGUCAUGUCAUGUGGAUCUUGAUGAACAGUGCAAGAUGGGAUGACAUACUUGAGAAGGCUUGCAUGCUUUUCCUUGUGCCCUGUAAUGCAUAGUCUAUUUUGGUGUGUAUUAGGUGUGUUCUAAGCAAACCAAUUGCCAAACAUCAGAGACAGUCUGCGGAAUUUCCAUUUAGCGUGCGCCAGUGCAUCCCCUCCCCAUCUCAAUGAUGGUCAUGAUCAGGCAAUGGCAUCUUCAUCAAAAAUUUCUACUGUUCCUUGACGGAUUUGUACUGUGAUAUCGUAACUCAAUGUCAUAAUAAUAUUAUCUCUUUUGUCUGCCUGUUAAUUGUCAAAAAUGUUGUAAAAGGUCCAGGUGUCUGAAUCUUCUAUGAUACCCGCUUCGUACCAGCAUACAGUGCUACACAAGUCAGAAGAAUAGUCCUUUGAGCAUAUUCUUUGGUUAUACAAGCCUGGCAUGUUUUGUAUUGGUUGUAAAAUCAUACUGAACUUCCAGCAGUAUUGCAUGUAUUGCCUCCGUUAUCUCCGCCCAUAGAUGCGCGGUGUCUGUAAAGCUUAGCAAUGUCAAUACAUUGAGGGUCAAGAUGCAUUGAAAUGUGCACUUGCCAUUCAAAAUUACAACAACUGCAGCCAAUGUAUGUAUAGCAUUGUAUGCUUGUAACAUGCUGGUCAAUGAUAAUAACUCAACUCCAAUACUCCAGACAGCUGAACUCAUUGCACAGCAAAUGUAAAAAAUGACACCUCUUAAUGACCAGCGAGGCUAUUUUGAUGAGAUGUGUGUCGGUCUUUAUCUCUAAGAAAAUUUUCUAAAUUUGCUUGUGCAUUAUUUUGGAACAUCAUGUAUGCCAAGGAGGGUUGCAACAACUCUAGAACAUGAGACACCUAGACUAUUUAAAGAAUGAAAUACCUCAAACAGCCACUUGUGCUUCUGUUAUACUGAACAAUCAAGAUAAAAUUGCUGUGUGUUACUGUGUGCAUGACAUAAUAUUUAUUCCUCAAGUAAAAGAAGGAAAAGAAAUAUUGCUUCUUUUCUUGUAAACAUGUUUUGCAGCAUGCUCUGUGUGAGAGCCAGUGUAAAGUAAAUAAACAAUAUUAUGGUAUCAUAA